AUGUCAGCUCAAAGUAAUCUGGUCGUUCCGGCGCUAUUUUCGGAUUCGAGGAGCUCGUCGACCACGGAUGUCAGCUCGAUACAGGAUGUGAAGGAUGAGAAGGCGCAGGUGGACGUAGAAAGCCGAAGUGUCCGCAACGAUGGCUCUGAUUCGGAGAAGGAGGAGAUGGAGGACCCGACGUUGGUUACUUGGGAUGGCCCUAAUGACCCGGAAAAUCCAAAGAACUGGAGCCAAUCACGCAAGUGGGCGGCAACGAUGAUCGUCUCUGCAUUCGCUUUCGUGUCGCCUCUUUCUUCGUCCAUGUCUGCUCCGGGCCUCGACCACAUCGGAAAAGACCUGCAUAUUCCAGAAGGCUUCCAGCGUCAAAUAGUCCUCUCCAUAUUUCUGUUGGCAUUUUCGUUCGGCUCGUUCGUGUUAUCUCCAUGCUCAGAGAUAUGGGGGCGUUCCUGGAUCAUCCGUAUCGGCAAUGGUGUUUUCAUUCUCUUCAACACGGCCUGCGGUUUCGCUCAGUCAGGCCCCCAGAUUACCGCUUUCCGGUUCAUCUCUGGCUUUGGUGGAAGCGCCAUGCUCGGAAUGGGAGCCGGUGUGCUUGGUGAUUGCUGGCUUCCUUCGGAGCGGGGCAAGGGGUUCAGUAUCUAUCAGCUCGCGCCUGUCCUCGGACCUGCACUGGGCCCUAUUGCCGGUGGUUUCAUUUCUCAAUACACGACCUGGAGAUGGACAUUCUGGUCGCUCACCUUCUUCAACAUAUUCAUCCAAACCCUCGGCGUCUUCUUCCUCCGCGAAACGUACGCUCCCCGCAUCCUUCUCCUCAAGGCCCGGGCGAUCCGGGCAAGGACAGGCAACCCAGAAUUCCGCACCCAGUGGGAGCGCGACGAGCGCACCUUGACCAAGCUUCUCGGCAUCUCCCUCACCAGGCCCUGGCGCAUCCUCGGAACGCAGCCCAUCGUCCAGAUGCUGGCGCUGUACCAAGCCUACAACUACGGCACGCUGUACCUCCUGAUCUCCAGCUUCCCGACUCUGUGGGAGGGCCGCUACGGCAUGACCAAGAGCGUCGCCAGCUUGAACUACAUCUCGCUGGCCGUCGGCUCGCUCAUCGGCGCCCAGCUGUGCGGCCCGCUGAUGGACGCCAUCUACCGGCGGCUGCAGCAGCGCAGCGGGCGUCCCGUCGACGAGGCCGGCCCGCCCGAGUUCCGCAUCCCCAUGAUGAUUCCGGCAUCGGUCAUCAGUCCAUGCGGUAUUUUCCUGUACGCGUGGGCCGCGCAGGCGAAGUGUCACUGGCUCGUGCCGAAUAUUGGAGCCGCGCUCUUCGCCUGCGGAAGCAUGAUUUCCUACCAGUGCAUCCAGACGUACAUCGUCGAUUGUUACGCGCAGUAUUCCGCGUCCGCGUCGGCCGCGUCGGCCUUCCUGCGGUCCCUUGCUGCCUUCUCCUUUCCGCUGUUUGUCCCUUACCUCUUUGAGUCAUUGGGAUAUGGCCGCGGCGGAAGCAUCCUGGGUCUGAUCGCGAUUGUUCUGGGCAUUCCUGCUCCGUUGGUCUUCUGGAAGUACGGGUCCGCAAUCCGGGCAUGGAACACGUUUAGCGGUUAA
Molecule: messenger RNA, 1584 nt
Organism: Lasiodiplodia theobromae
Lineage: Eukaryota; Fungi; Ascomycota; Dothideomycetes; Botryosphaeriales; Botryosphaeriaceae
Product: MFS multidrug transporter
Exons: 5
Coding region: 1-1584 (527 amino acids)
Biological process (GO): transmembrane transport
Molecular function (GO): transmembrane transporter activity
Source: RefSeq, a predicted model, not a curated record